UGACAUCGUUACGUCGUCGCAUUAAAAAGGUGUCAUGGCGGACAAUACUCGCGAUAAAGAGAAGUCGCUGUUAAGAAACAGCAGGAUUGCAAACGGCGAAAUGCCGAAAACACAGAUUCACAAAUCUUGUUCUAAGGGCAAACAGGACACCUCCGUUGCGGUCACCACGACGGAAUACUGCGAGAAAUUACAGGAAUGGAUGUGGCAGUACUACUACAGCUAUAUGAACUGGCAAAGCUGGAUAGCCAUGUCUGCGUUUUCCUUCCCACCGUGUUUCCCGACACAAGGAUCAAAUGAAACCUCCGGAACGACUACGUGGGCUUAUGAUAUGUCAAACGGAGACCUUCGCCACUGGUUAAGCAAUCCGUUUGCCUUUCCAUUACCAACCCUACCCGUUGCAGGUAACGGAGCAGCUCCGGGUGGAAGCGCGAGCGGACAGAGCUUUCGUGCGCAUGCAACAACACCUGCGCCUCUGCCACAACAACAGCAGCAGAAUGGAAAUGCUCAACAGCCAGGAAGAGAAUAUUAUAUCCCAUCACCUCUGCAACGCUUCUUGGCGGAGAUGGUGGAUUUCUUUAUUCUUUUCUUUAUUAAAGCCACAAUUAUCCUUAGUAUUGUCCACUUUAGUGGAAUGAAGGACAUUUCAAAGUUUGCCAUGCACUUCAUUGUAGAGGAGAUAGAUGAAGACACAUCGAUGGAGGAGCUACAGAAGAUGAUGCUUGUGGCUCUGGUGUACAGAAUAUUAGUUUGCAUUUAUGAGAUAAUAUGUAUAUGGGGAGCUGGUGGGGCCACACCAGGGAAGUUCCUCGUUGGCUUACGAGUGGUCACUUGUGACAGCUCUGUCCUGGUGCAACCCAACAGAGUCCUUGUUGUACCGGCAACUAACGUCACUCUUUCUGCGUCAACGGUGAGAGCCUUAAACAAGAACUUCUCCAUCGCAUUCUUCUUUCCAGCGUUCAUCACACUUCUUUUCUUUCAGCACAACAGGACUGUAUAUGACAUAGUGGCCGGGACCAUUGUGGUCAAGAGAAACAGGCUUAGAUGACUUUGUCAUGAACUCAACAUUGUAAAUAAGCAUAGAGCAAAAAUGGGGAGAACCUAAGUGACACAUACUGAACUGAACAAAAGCUAUUUAGCCUUUUGGAGAUCUGUCACUUUAAACACAUGGACACAGUCAUUCCAGUAUUUCUCACUCCAUUUCUUCUUGACAUUAUUUCUGUUCAAAGAAUUUUGCAUAUUUUCCUCAUGCCAAAGUUAAUUAAUUUAUAAAUGAGCUGCCUCACAAUAACACCAACUUCUGGUACACUCAUGUCACCGGUGUGUGUGGACACAGUAUUGAUUGAAAUUAGUUAGAAUAUUGUUUGUGUGUCUUCAGAAAAAGAAUGACCUAUUUAAUAUUCAUAUUUAGUUCGGUUAUAUAUUAUAAUCUGCUGACUGCGUUUGAAUUUCAUAUUAAUAUUUUGAACAUAAAAAUGUAUAAAUAUUUUAUGGCCCUUAGAAGCUUAAAUAACUAACAAAAUACAUUUUUAAGUGUUUUAAUUUUCACUGCAUGCCUUCUUCAGCUCUGUUUAAUGCGUUGUCCUGAGCUGUUGAGUUUCAGUUCUACAUUUGCCUUCUUUCAUUUUUAUCGUAGGUUUAUUUUAACUGAUAGAAACCGAAUAUCAACCAAAAAUCAGGGGGAAAAAUUAUACAGAGGUUAUAAAUUGAUUUGCAUUUCCGUCAGUGAAAUAAGUAUUUGGUCCCCUAACAACCAGCAAGAAUUCUGGCUCCAAAGUUUGGUUAUGUGCCUAUAUGGAUCGCAGAUUAGUCCUGUCAAUUUAAGAAAGAACUCCUAAAUCAACUUGUUAUGUGUAUAAAAGAUGCCUCACAACAAAAUCUGUAUCUUCCAUUUCAAGCUCUCCACCACCACAGUCAAGAGCAAAUAGGUUUCAAAGGAUGUCAGGGACAAGAUUGUUGACCUGCACAAACCUUGAAUAGGCUACAGAUAGAAGCUUGGUAAGGAGACAUCUAUUGGUGCGAUUAUUUUGAAGUAGAAAAAAUACUUAAUACCUCAAUUGCCCUUGGUCUGAAAGGUUAAAAUUCCACCCAAAACUACACGGAAGAAGCUUGUUAAUCAUUUCAAGACUGUUGGGACCACAGUUAACAAGCAGACCAUUGGAAACACGCUAUGCCACAAUAGAUUGAAAUCCUGAAGCACCCGCAAGGUCCUCCUACCCAAGAGGGCCCGCCUGGCUCUUCUGAGCUCUGACAAUGAACAACAAGAUGUUUCAGAAAAGAUUUGGAGAAAGGGCUGUGAGACCUAUAGUGAAAGACCAAAACAUUGACUUUUUUUGGAGGGAGAGAAAUGCUGACUAUGACCCCAAGAAUUCCAUCCCUACAGAGAAGCACAGUUUUGGAAACAUUAUGCUUUAGGGCACAGGAUGACUUCACCGCAUUCAGGGCUGAGGGACGGGCAAGUGUACCUUAAAAACUUGAACGAGAACCUUAUCCCCUUAACUAGAUCACUAAAGAUGGGUCGUGAAUGUGCCUAUAACAUGACAAAGACCCAAAACAUGUUGCCAAGACAACCAAAGAGUGGCUUAAGGAGAACCAACCAUCAGAAAGGUGUUGCCUCUGUGAGUGCCAACAAGAGUUUCUCCACCAAGUACAAAGUUAUGUUUUGCUCCGGGAUCAAAAAACGUAUUUCACUGACUGAAAUGCAAAUCAAUUUAUAACCUUUAUAUAUAUUUUUUUUUGUGAUAUUCUGUCUUUAAUCACCAGGCGAUCAAAUAAUUAUUUGCCUCACUAUAUGCUGUUUCUUUGGAUUGCUUAGAUAUGGCCAAAUCAGAAAAAUGCAGUUAUGCCCCAGAGAAGUCAGCUCAUUUUAUUUAAAAAGUUUGUUUUGCAAUGAACAUUGCAGUAUUUUGGCAGUACUUGUAUCUUAUUUCCAUAAAGUCCUCUUUAUGCAAUGAAUUCAAAGUAGUCUUAAAGGUAUAUUUCACCAAAAACUGAAAAUCUUUUCAUAAUUUCUUCACAACAGACAUUUAGACUUUUAUUUUAUGAACACAAAGCCGCUGACACAUUACUCAAAAUAUCUGUUUUUCAUCAUUAACACACAUUUUUCAAUUUUGGGUGAACAGUCCCUUAGAGAAAAUCAUUCUGUGUUGAAUAUGGAGCAACUUAUUUAUAGAUUUAACAGUUAAUAAAUAACACUGUCUUAACUGAUAUUACAUCUACCACACAGGGAUGGACAGAAUCCAUCCAUUACAAUCCAUCUAACCAUAUUAGUAACAUAUGCUAUUUUUUCCCAGAAAUUCACAUGAAUCACCAGUAGAUGGAGCAAGAACACCGCAGUUUACGAUGUGCAUACUUGAUGCUAGGUUUUAAAAUUUGGGAAUUUAAUCCUUUCAUCAUUUAUUUAGUCUUGUCAUUCCAAACCUGGCUUUCUUCCGCAGAACCCAAAAAGAAGAUAUUUUUGAGAAUGUUGAUAACCAAACAACAUUGGACCCUGUUUAUUUAUAAUGUAUGGAAACAAAACAAUCUUUCUCAAAAUAUCCUCUUUGUAUCCCACGGAAGUGGUGGAUGAAUAAUCUGGGUGGAUUUUCCCUAUGAAUCUGAAAAUACUUGCAUGUACCUGUUUUAGAAUAUGGGCUUUUGUACUGCAUCCCUUCCGAUAAAGAAAAUUACAACUAAAAAUGUAAAUUCUAAAACUAAAAUGACCGUUUUAUUAGAAUAUUUCAGAACAGUUUUAGAAUAAUUGGGUUUGUUCAAAUUAUUUGUAAAGCACUUUACAAAGUUAUUACUUACAAUCAAGUCAGAGGUUUUAGUGAAAAAGAAAAACCAAUGUGGGGAAACAUGUACACGGUUUUAUAUAAAGCAUACAUUUGUGCAUGCAUACAAAUUUUCAUUUAAACAGAUGCAAUCCCAAAACACAGUAUUAAUG
Messenger RNA from Triplophysa dalaica, 3922 nucleotides. It is a transcript of the gene fam8a1b, whose product is annotated as family with sequence similarity 8 member A1b. The transcript has 5 exons. The coding region runs from base 35 to 1045 and encodes 336 amino acids. The record is from RefSeq and is a predicted model, not a curated record. NCBI's taxonomy places the organism in Eukaryota, Metazoa, Chordata, Actinopteri, Cypriniformes, Nemacheilidae.